AUGUCUCGAUCAGGAACCACCCUUUAUGUCACCGGCUUCGGCCACGGUACCCGAGCCCGCGACCUUGCCUACGAAUUCGAACGAUAUGGUCGCCUGGUUCGCUGCGAUAUCCCGGCCCCUCGUACUCCCUCGAGUCGACUGUUCGCCUUUGUUGAAUAUGAGAGCCGUCGGGAUGCAGAUGAUGCCUACCACGAAAUGCACAAUAAGCGCAUUGGCCGUGAUGACCUACUGAAAAUCGAGUGGGCGCGCACUCCGCCCUCUGCGUCGUGGCGGUUCGAUUCUGGUCGCGACCCUGCCCGCGACCCUGCCCGUGAUUCUGGUCGUGAGCGUCGCCGUGACCGUACCCCUCCUCGCCGUGGCCGCUCUCCAUCGCCUCGCCGCAGCCGUGGUGGCGACUAUUCUCCCCGACGUGACGACCGUUAUGAUCGUGACUACGAUCGUCAUGACCGGGAUACCGAUCGCCGUGACCGUGAUGUUGACCGUCGAGACCGGGAUGGUGACCGCCGCGAUCGUGAUCGCGAACGUUCUCGUGACCGUUCUCGUAGUCCCGACGACCGGGACCGCGAUGCUAAGGAUGACCGGGAACGACGCGAUGAUGAUCGGGAACGCCGCGAUGACGAGCGUGAGAACGUCCCGAAUGGUGAAGACAGGAAAGUACCCCUGGACCCCGUGCCUGCUGCUCAUGAUGAGCUUGAUACUGCUGAGUAG
Molecule: messenger RNA, 708 nt
Organism: Penicillium longicatenatum
Lineage: Eukaryota; Fungi; Ascomycota; Eurotiomycetes; Eurotiales; Aspergillaceae
Product: RNA-binding protein
Exons: 5
Coding region: 1-708 (235 amino acids)
Biological process (GO): mRNA splicing, via spliceosome
Cellular component (GO): nuclear speck
Molecular function (GO): RNA binding
Source: RefSeq, a predicted model, not a curated record